CGGUACCGUGGCGUCGGCUAGCUGCUGCAGCUCGUCUCAUCUCUUCUUCAGCCUUGAGGCAUGGAUCGAGACUCAGAGGUAGUAUCAGCAAUCAAGGUUGAUAUCCUUCUUGUUGUGCUCACCGUUCUUGUGGUGUUACUGUGGUGUCUCAGCUCGCGCCGGAGCCGUAUCAGCCGUCACACGCUCGGCCGCUACUUCCUUGCGGGUGCCUCCGCGGCAUACUUCUCACUUAUUUUGUACCUCGUCUCCUACUUGAUCACCGGCGUAGCAUAUAGAUUGGGCGGCCCAACACUGAUUAGGCUGGUGGUCCUCCUCCAAUUUCUCAAGUCCAACGCUGACAUGGCUGCCCUGGCAGUGGCCGCCAUUGCCUCACCUACGGCCGGUGAUGACAUCGACAGCCAAAAGACCAGGCCAUCCAUGGAGAACCUCAUGUCCUCUCUCUGGGUGGCGGGCCUCGUCGGCUACUACAUACUCCAAGAAAGUAACCACUUCAUAGUACUUCUCCAAAUAUUUCUGACAUGGGCGCUCGGUGUUAGAAUAGUGCUUAGGUUUGUCGCCUUCCAACGCGCAAACCGUUCUUUUGCUGUUGGCCGCAACGCCCGGCUGAUCGAGGGCUACAUGGCGCAGCUCCAAGAACAAGAAGGCCACUUGGUGCCGGUACCCCGCCUCAUACUAACAGGAGAGACAGAACUGGAUGUGGAAGAAAGCCCCCAAGGGUAUCGUGUCAAGGAAGAUGAAUCAAGUAGCCUUGUUACACUGGACAAAGUCUGGUCAUCUCCUCACUUUUCCCCAGAGGUUAAGGACCUCUGCCUCUCAUUCUCUCUUUUCAAGUGCUUGCGCCGGCAAUUCGCCGGCUACCGGUUGGCCGAGGCUGGCUCUAGCUGGGCUUUCCGUUUCGUCUGCGAUGGAUUGCUCGGUCAGGAAGACGAUCACGUGAGGAUGUUCCAGGUGAUCUCCACCGAGCUCUCGUUCGCAAGCGAUUUCUACUACUCCCCACUCCCAGUGGCCUCUUUGGGCGCAUGUUCCGCAGCUUUCCACAUCUUCUUCUCUGCCACAGUUUGUGGCCUUGUAUUCCUCAUGCUUCUGGGGUUUUUAAUCGUCUGCUUCGAAGUGGGUUUUCGGCAUCAGCCCGCAGUGGUGAUUGUCAUGUUUUUUCCUCUCCCUGUUGUUGUCGCCCUGCUAACUUUAUCCAUCGAGAUUGCAGAGAUGGUGACCGGUGUGCGCUCUAACUGGACCAAGAUAAGUAUGGUUGGCCACUACAUCAACCAAUCUUGUUGGCUCAAGAUAAUCUGCCCAUGUUUGCUAAGAUGCAAAUCCCCAGUGUGUUGGAAGGAUGAGAUUGGGCAGAACCUUUUCCUUAAGCCUAACAGUAUUCCCUCGGCUCAUACGUUCAAGCAGAUAUUCUUCCCAAGGAAGAACCAUUACAGGCCUGCUGUGACCAAGCUGUCACCAGAUGUGAAGGGUGCCAUCAUCAGAUCCUUGAAGAAGAGCGGCGGGAAGCUGAGCAAUGGUAUAGCCACUGUACAACGCCGGUUCCCUCACUUCACAUGGGCAUGCUACGACAGAGUCACCACCAGCACGGAUGCUAUCCUUGUAUGGUACAUAGCCACAUUCCUCGUUGAGAUCAAAUGUUCUUCGCCUGCUUCGGCCCCAACCACACACAUGGUCGUCGCCACUAGCUUGUCACGGUACUGUGCAUACUUGGUGGCACACACUCCAGAGUUGCUGCCGGACAGUGCCACCUGGACGAAGCACCGCUACGAGAAGGUGAAGAAAUGUGUUGAAGAAGCAUGCAACUGCAGUGGUGAAGUGUCAUCAAGCCCAGGCUUGUAUUCGCAUCCCAUUGAAUCUUUUGGUGACGACAACUCCAUCCCCGACUCCAACUCCGAUGAGAUGGUGGAAAUAGAAAGAUUGAGAUCGGGAUCGAGGUUUGGGAAUCAGUUAACAGAAGAGGAGGUGGUAAAGAUAGGAUUAAAGCUUGGAAGGCAGCUAGUGGAAGAGGCUAAAAGGCAGAGAUAUCCCCAAGGACAAGGCCAAGAACAAUGUACUGGAGGUGAAGAGACGGUGUGGGAGAUCCUGGCGGAGUACUGGUCAGAGAUGAUACUCUACCUCGCGCCGUCGAAGGAUGUGACGGGCCACAUUGAAGCCUUGCGACGAGGUGGCGAGCUGAUCACCCUCCUAUGGGCGCUGCUACUACACGCCGGCAUCACCUCCAGGCCUGCUCAUGACGUCCCUCGUCCUUGAUGAAUGUGUCCGUCGUCCUCAUCAUCAUCGUUCCACCAUUACCUUCUGUGUGAAAUCUUGCUUCACAUUGUGUACUGGUUUUGCAUCCUGUAAUGUGUGUUUGCAUGUGUGCUGGCAUGACGAGCCAUCAAGAAUGAGUGAGUGUGCAUGUAUUUAUUUCCUACAAACGAUUGAGCAAAUUACUAUGAGCUUAAUCCUUAUUACAUCAAU
This is a messenger RNA of Triticum dicoccoides, 2454 nucleotides long. RefSeq lists its product as uncharacterized. The record is from RefSeq and is a predicted model, not a curated record. The transcript is spliced from 2 exons. Bases 61 to 2244 code for a protein of 727 amino acids. Lineage: Eukaryota; Viridiplantae; Streptophyta; Magnoliopsida; Poales; Poaceae.